This is a messenger RNA of Carcharodon carcharias (great white shark), 1344 nucleotides long. RefSeq names its product YJU2 splicing factor homolog B (gene yju2b). The record is from RefSeq and is a predicted model, not a curated record. Gene Ontology annotation, biological process: mRNA splicing, via spliceosome. The transcript has 10 exons. The coding region runs from base 104 to 1270 and encodes 388 amino acids. NCBI's taxonomy places the organism in Eukaryota, Metazoa, Chordata, Chondrichthyes, Lamniformes, Lamnidae. Gene Ontology annotation, cellular component: post-mRNA release spliceosomal complex; U2-type spliceosomal complex.
CGGGGCGAGAGCGCCUGCGCAGUGAGGGUGACGCCGGGAGCGGGGUAUUGGAUUGUGGAGGAACCUGUUUGACGGAGCAGGACGGAAAGUUCCGAAAUAACUAAUGGGGGAAAGGAAAGGUGUGAAUAAGUAUUACCCACCUGACUUUGAUCCUGUCAAGCAUGGCUCCCUUAACAAAUACAGGAACAGUCACCCUCUGCGGGAAAGGGCCCGGAAACUCUCCCAGGGUAUCCUCAUUAUCCGGUUUGAGAUGCCAUAUAACAUCUGGUGUGAUGGUUGUGGGAAGCACAUUGGAAUGGGUGUCCGGUACAAUGCAGAGAAGAAGAAAGUUGGGAACUACUACACAACCCCUAUCUACAGGUUUCGGAUGAAGUGCCAUUUGUGUGUGAAUCACAUUGAGAUGCAGACUGACCCAGCGAACUGUGACUAUGUGAUUGUGAGUGGAGCACGGAGAAAAGAGGAGCGAUGGGACAUGAAGGACAAUGACCAGAUUUUAACCACUGAACAUGAGGAGAAGAAGAAAUUGGAGACUGAUCCAAUGUACAAGCUGGAACAUGGAGUGGGUGACCAGGAGAAGCUGAAGAUUGCUGUUCCCACCUUGUCCAAUAUUCAGGAGAUGCAGAGUGCCUGGAAAGAUGACUUUGCUAUUAACAGCAUGCUGCGCAAGAAAUUCCGGGAUGAGAAGAAGGUGUUGAAAGAGUUGGAAGAGAAAGAUGAAGCACUACGGAACAAAGCAUGUCUCAGCAUCCCUCUGGUUCAGGAGUCUGAGGAUGAUAAACACCUGGCUUCACUUCUUAAAUUCCGCGCUAUGGACUCCUAUGAGGACAAGCAGAGAAUGAAACGGAAGGAAAUCACCUCACGGUCCUGGUUUGCUUCGCCCCAAGUUGCGGUGCGAGAGAGGGCUGGUGAGACCUUAAAAAAACUGGGACUGAGUAAAAUAUCGACAACCAAAUCGUUAAACAGCCCAAACGGAUUUGCUGCAAGUGAUCUGGGAAUAAUCAGACGGAAAUCUGGAGAAUGUUCAGCAAGCCAGAAGCAGCAGCCGCUCUUGGUCAGCAGAGAUAAGGACUCCAGACUGGAGAUGAGAAGCAGAAUCAAUCAAAGGGAUCAGGUUGCAGACAGUACAAGUCAAGAGAGUGACAACAGUUUGAAGGAGGAAGCUGGCUUUUCUCUGCAGAUUGAGGCUGUGAUGGACUCUGAUCGAGAUGCCAAUAGCAGCUCACUUGUUGCUGAUUAUUCUGACUCCAGUUCAGAUGCAGACAUUUUAUAAGCUACGCCUGAAUGUAAAUAACAGAUUUUCCUGAUUUGUAAUUCAUUGCUGUGCAAUAAAUACUCUAAUAUCAA